Molecule: messenger RNA, 6838 nt
Organism: Scophthalmus maximus (turbot)
Lineage: Eukaryota; Metazoa; Chordata; Actinopteri; Pleuronectiformes; Scophthalmidae
Product: P2R1A-PPP2R2A-interacting phosphatase regulator 1
Exons: 9
Coding region: 881-1558 (225 amino acids)
Molecular function (GO): protein serine/threonine phosphatase inhibitor activity
Source: RefSeq, a predicted model, not a curated record
CUCCAGUAAACAUAAUUGAAAAAGGAUAAAAAACAAACGUUGUAUCUAUAAUAAAUAUGAAUAUAAUACAACUGUAAUCAAAUGAUAAUUCUAGACUUUAGACUUUGAGUCUCUUCAGGAGAAACAUGAUGAAAACUGAUGAACUCAGAGCUGCACUUCUCCCUGUGGCCGGGCGGCGGCGUAGUUUCCACAGUGGCAGAUCUACCUCUUUAUUCGCUGAAGGAAUUUGUUGUUAAAAAUCUUUCAAACUGUCAAUCUCCUCGGGGUCCGAUCUUGUCCCGCGGGUCCGCUGCGUGUGUCCCGGGACCGGCGGCGACCGACUGGCCCGGAGGACCGUGGCCGCUCCGGGUGGCGCCGUGUCGGGCAGCUGCUCCGCGGUUUUCUGAUCUCAGACUGGAGGCUCGUUUUUUUUUUACCGCAAACCAAGUUAGCUCAACAGCUAAUCCCAAAAGUCACGUCACCUGUGCGGGACCCGACGUCAAAGUUCCCCCGCAGCGCCGGGACCUGCGGCCGAGCCGCACCUGGACGCGCUUUCUAAACUUUGUGCGCAGUGUUUUUGCGCGCGGUUCGUGUUUCAAGUCGCUUCCACGCAGCCAUUAACGUUCACGUUGGGGGACGCGGCGGCUGGAGCUCAGCUGCGGGUCGUGGAUGUCGCCGAGACCCGCAGUCACGCACGGAUAAGGUGUUUAGUCACGGGGGGAGAUGCGGUAGAGUGCGGGCACGUCGGUGUUCAGCCCGCGGACUCGGCGACUCUGGGUUUUGCUGCUCGUGAGGCCUGCGGGUCAGGCUUCUGCCGGGCUCGAGUAGAGCCCGACGCCGCCGUCGCAGCGGUCUGAGGCCGGCUGCUGCCGCCGCCGCCGCCGGGCCCGCGGACCAGGUCAUGGAGCGGAUGGAGGUGGACCAGUGCGCAGGCGCAGCUGGCGCAGCGGGAGGCGGGGCACUCCGCAGGUCGAACAGCGCCCCCAUGAUCACCAGUGUCAGUGACGGGAUGACGGUCUUCAGUCCCGUGUCCUCGGCUCGAUACCGACGCAGCAGCGUGUCCAUCAACCCCAGCUGCCCCUCGCAGCUCGUCCCUCUCUCUCCCUUCUCUCUGACCGGAGACAGACUCGACCACAAGAGGCAGGAGGAGAACAUGGAGCUGGCGCUCCGAGGGAGUCUGCAGCGACUGAGUGCUUCCAGUCUGAUUCCAGUUCCUCCCGUCAGUCAGUGGCACGACCACGCACCAGUGUGGUUUCAGUCGCAGGACAGCGGCGUCACACCCAACUCCUCGCCGAGUCCCACUAGGAGGUUCAGGCCGAGCGUCAGCGCGACGGUGAGGUGGCCCGCGCUCACGCCGCUGAAGAGGAAAGGUGGGGUGGAGUCGGACGGACCCCCAAAGAAGCUCUUUGUAGCGGGGAUAACCGAUCCUGCCAAUCGCAGCAGCUACACGGUCAGCGUCUCCCAGGCGACAGCAGACUCUCCACCAGCAGGGGGCGUCAGUCCUCAGUCCAGCCCCCUGUCCCUCUCGCCUCCCCCCUCCUUCACCUCCUUCACCUCCCACCAGCACCCGGGACACUAAGCUGCUCCGCCCACCAGCAUCUACCCCCCCCCCCCCGCACCUUAUUCCACUCUGUAAGCCCCGCCUCUUCCUGUGCCCGGACUUGACAGCCAGAGGAACCACAGGAGUUAUUUUCUGAUCUGACGGUUUCCUGCUCGUGGUCACGGAAAGUGUCCGUUUCCUUCUCAAGCAGAGAAGUUUCUCCUCAACUAUUCCAACUAUCUGGUCGGAUAUUUAAUCCCAGCAUCACUCAUCUUAAAUCGCUCUUCGGUCCAUGUUGGACUAACGUUGAGCAGAAAGACCUUUUCGCUUCGCCCCUUUUCAGUGUCAGAGCUCUGACACGAACCCGGAUUCAUCAACGGCGUCGCCACCAGCUUGUGAAAAACCCUUUGGAAGUCUUUUUGGGGAACUCAGGACACACCGGUUGUGUCGUCGGCCGUCACGCUGAUGUGAUGUUUUUUUGAAGUCUUACUGAACGAGGCAACGCGUUGAAAAACCGCGAGCAUCAACGUGGUUGAUCCAGAUCCGACACGAAGAGUUCAAGCACACGGACGAAGUUCCGACCAGAGAAGACGAGUCAAUGUCGUCAAACUUGUUUCCAGAUCGUCUCUGACGAAGCUGCAGGAAGAUCUUGGUCUUGAGUUGUAAUCAAGACGUAGAAAAAAAUGUUGAUCCGAAUCGUCUCUGAAGGAGUCGAGGUUCUUCAGGAACCCUCAGUUCUGGACCGUCAGAGAUCCAGGAACUAAACCAAGAGGAGAAACGUCGCCAACAGUUUGUCCCGGAGUUUUACUUGUUGUGAAUCGAGUAUGUAAACUAUGGAUCUUUCUUUCUAUCAGGAAGAUUCAUUUAGACGAGGUCCCGAAGCCCAAGUCAUGACUGUUCAUGACCGAUGGACCUGUAGAGAACCAGGGUUACGCACUUCAUCAUCAUCAUCGUAUCAUUUCUGCUGUUAAGUUUCAUGAGAUACACGAAGUUCUGCUGAAGAUCUUUUUCCUCUUCAGUCAACGAAGCGGAUGACUGUACAUAUGAAAAGCCUGAACAUCCGAGAAACACUAACGCGUCUUUGACCAAACCCAGAAACCAGAGGCGAGUUUAUUGUGCUCGUUAUUCCGUGAGGCCAAAACACGGAAAACAUGAAAUUCAGCAACUGAAAAUAGUUUCGGUCGUCGAAGCCGAAGAUUUUUUUUUUGUGUUUUAGCGAAAAUGUUUUGAGUCGUCUGUCGCAGCCGAGUCGCCUCGACUGGAGCUUCUGGAUUUUUUUCUAGAAGGAACUCGACAGACCCGAAGUCGUCUGCGGUCGCUUGAACUUUGACCGACAGUCGGUGAUGAACCGGCUCCUGGUCCGUCGUCGGUCUGCAGCCGGUUUGUUAAUAGUGUAUCUAUAUGUGAAUAUUGAGUUUUCUUCAGCCUGCAGAGUUCGAUCGUACUUAUUGAAUCUGCGGGAAACAAUUGAUUUUUUUCUUCUUUUGGAUCAGAACCAGUUGAUCCUCGAUCGAUCGCGUUUCCACUUCACACAAAUCCUCUUUAGUUUGACCAGUUAUAGUCGGUGGUCACCAAAGGGCUGGAAAACCUUUCAGUUGAAUUAAAUCCAAUCAUGUAAACUGACCAGAGCUGCAAUUCAAGAUUAUUUUCAUAAUCGAUUAAUCCGUCCAUUAUUUUCUGGAUAAAUUGAUCAGUUUUUUGAUUCAUAAAAUGGUGAAAAAGUCAAAAAAAAAUUCCCAAAACUCCAACAUUAUGUUCGUUUUGUCCAGACACCAAAGAUAUUUAGCUCACUUGUCAAAGAGGAGCAAAGAAACAGAACAUAUUCACAUUUAAGAAGCUGAAAUCAGAGAAUUUUGAACCGAUUAAUCGAUUAUCAAAAUAGUUGGCGAUUAAUUUAGUGAUCGAUUACUAAUCGAUUAACUGUUGCAGCUCUAAUACUGAUGUUGUCGUAGUAAAGGAUUCUGAACUGGCUGCGGCUAAAAGAUAAACUCAUGUUUCUAGGGUUAAUUAUGGCGACGGCGCGUUGACACUAACGCUGCGUUCACAGCAAACGCGAAGGGAAUUUACUUGCGUAAGUUUGGAUCGUUUCUGUUUACUCUCGAGAGUAACGUGAGGAAACACGACCCGCAGAUGUUCGCCCGUUCUCUGAAGGACGCAGACGCCGGUGACGCCGGAACGAUCUCGACGCUAACUGGCUUUUGCGACGUCAACGCGCACGAGGCUUCGUGACGGAGUUCCAUUUCAAAAUAAUGCUGGCGAGCGUCACGCAGGAGAACGUCCACAAGGGGGCAUUGGUGUCCCACCUUUUCCGGCCUCAUCGAAAUGUUACGGCGUACUAAAGUUUUCACGGGUUCCCGACCCGGAGAGACGACGGCUGGUAAACGUACGCCGGGAUCAUUUGUCCGUCACCUCUCACACGAAGGUUCCGCAGCGGACACUUCGUUACCGAUCAGCUGACGAAACAGAGCCAUUGUUGAACCGGUUGUGGAAGUCGCCCAUUUCGCUCGAGUUCAAGUAUUUCGAGUGGAGCGAGCGGAGCAUCUCUGUGCGUGAUCUCAUCCCGCAAAAAAAUUAGCUUUGCGUUUGUUGUGAACGCACCGAAAUGGUUUCAUACCAAAUCUACUAAAAUCUAAAUGUGAUCAAGUUUGUGACCAAAACAAAUUGUUACUGAACGGAAACCGUUUGGUGAUUCGCUGGUGUCGCGUCACGUUUGAGGCUCAUCCUCACGAUCAUGUUGAUCAACUUUACGCCAAUAACAAAAAAUUCACCCGUCUGGACUUUUAUCACAAUGUUUAAGGUCGAUGUUUGUUUUUCUUUUUCCGAUAAAGAUUUGAAACGAUUGUGACGCUUCGACACGAGUUCACAGACGAUGCGUGAAGCGUCUCACAACCGAAGCCGCGGUUCUGUUCUGCUUCCAGCGUUGCACUUAAAGUAUUGUACAGUUUCGUACUGUCACUCAUCAUUGUGCCUGAAGCAUGUCGUCACAUCCCGGGGGGGGGGGGGGGCGACAGUCACGAGUUGAUUUCACUUCCCACGCAUAGACCCCGGGGCUCUUCUGUGAAAGUGUCCGGGGUCGUGACCUUUCACCUGUGAGAUAUGUUUUUACAUAGAGUCUGUAAUAAGCUCUUUUCUUGUUGAAGUGUCUUUAUCCCUCUGGAAGAAAAAGAGUCCAACGUUAAAACAAAUCGUUCCAAAUCUUUUAUUUUUUAGUGACAGAUUAGACAUUGUAAUUUUCUAUUGUCAAGACUUUGCACAUGAUUUGGUAAAAUAUGUUCAUGUAAGAAAAGCUGUUUAAAGUUUUGCUCCUUUUUCUGUUUUCUCCUGCUUUAUUUCUUGUCACUGUCUCUGUGAGUCGAUCCUGCGUCUGACAGACAAACCGAAACGUUUAAACACAAUCAUAUAGUUUAUACAGACGAUCAGUGACUGUAUAUAAAGAUGACGACACGUCUCUUCUUCCUCCCGUUGUAUAAACACAAAGCUAAAAUAUCUCAGAUUCCGGAGCCGCCAUCUUGAGCUGGUGACGUCAUGUGGAGUCAGAGUCUGUGCAGUAGUGAUGUGGAGUGGAGCCCCGCCCACACACGCUCUCGACCAAUGACGGGUCAUUGUCAGCGGUCAAUCAUGACUUCUCAGCCCCAUUUUUUUUAUAUCAUCAAAUAACUAAUGAGAAGCAAAGUGAUCAGAUACAUGAACACGUGAACAAACCUCAGUGAUGAGAACGACCUCACAUGACAUGGAGGGGGCGUGGCUUAUGACCUGUACUGCAGCCAGACACCAGGGGGCGAUCAGGAGGAUUUGACUUCACUUUAGAGGAGCCGACAUGUCGCCCAUCUUUAUCUACAUGUUCCUCGUUGCAAUUUCCGAUGAACAUUAUUGUUUUAAAUCUUUGCAAAAAACUGUUUUGUGCACGGAGGAGAAACAUGCACUUAAAAAAAAAACUUGAACUUUUUAAAAGACCAGUAGUUCACACACUGAAGACGCAGGAUCGAUGAUACGCUGCCAAACUGUAGCUUUAAGAUCAUUUUCUUUAUGAUAUUUUAUCUUUGCACACGUCACCAUCCAGACUGUUGGUGAGUCUGAAGAGAGAAACUGCUUCUGUUGUAGCCGGAUCAACCAGAUCUCUGUAGUUUUCACUCUGGUGCUCGUACGAAUGUUUUAAGCCAAAAAUCCUUCAUCGAAAAUGAUCAGUUAUUGUGAGAAACAAUAACUGAUAUUAGAAGAACAGUAUUCAUGUGUGUGUUCGUGUCUCGUCUUCCUCGCCUUGCUCUUCUCAUGGUUUUCCUCAAAUCUUUUGAGCGUCGCAUCGAAACCGCAGAUUCACUCAAGUGUAUGAAAAUCAUUUGGAGUCCGGUUUUGUUUUUCUUUCCGUUUCAUGUACAAAGUUUCUUGUUGUGACAAAAAUGAAUUAUGUAUAAUGAUUCGGUAACUAAGAGAAAAAUGUCGUAUGACACAAAGAACUCGAAAAUGAUCUCGUUAGAACCUGAAGGAUCUGGUUUAAUCUUGAACUGGAACUUGUUGCAGGAAGUUUGAGGUUCUUGUUCCUUUAGAAAAACAUGAUUCACGAUGAAACAGGUUGAAAACGUUGUGUGAUCAGGAUCUGUGGAUGUUGACGUGUUCAACUGUUCUUCAGUAUUAAAGUGAUAUUUUCACUCUGGCAGAACGCGCUGAUUUCUCAGCACAAACCGGAAGGAUUUUUCACAGAGACAACACAGAUUUAAUCAAGUGAACUCGAGGUCCAAGUCGGACAUGUUUCCUGUUUUUCAAACACAAAACGUGUUUUGUUCGGCCGAAGGAUCAUUUGCGUUUACUCACCCGAGUUGUGAGUAAACGCAACGCGUGAAUAUUCGCCUGCUCGCUUCACGACGUCGGGAGAAUCUCAACACUAAUUAGAUUUCAUGACAUCGCUUCAUAUUUCGCUCCAGUUCAAACAUAUUUUGCGGUAAAGUGCUGAAAAAUGACGACCGUCUGCCGGAGUGAGAUAUGAUUUUUCAAAGGGCUGCUAAAGUUUCAUCCGAGAUGUAAAAGGGAACUAAAAGCACAACUAUGAAAGAAGCAUUGACGCAAGUAUUUUCAACGUGUAAAUAGUUUUUUCUUUUUCUUUUUUUUCCUUUUGGACAAAUUCUCUACAUAAGACAAAUGAGAUGAUGUAUUUUUAUGCAAAGUCUAUAUUCAAGUGUUCAUUCCCUCCUGACGAACUUGUGGCUGUAAACAAUGAUGCAGAAUGAGUUUAGUUUUUAGUGGAAACGAUUCAUGUACACACUAUAAAUAAAUAUAUUAUAUUGUAUAUGAAAACUACCAAUAAAAAAAAAAUCAUGAAACACA